Molecule: messenger RNA, 753 nt
Organism: Tupaia belangeri chinensis (Chinese tree shrew)
Lineage: Eukaryota; Metazoa; Chordata; Mammalia; Scandentia; Tupaiidae
Product: C-C motif chemokine 7
Exons: 3
Coding region: 80-445 (121 amino acids)
Biological process (GO): chemokine-mediated signaling pathway; eosinophil chemotaxis; inflammatory response
Cellular component (GO): extracellular region
Molecular function (GO): CCR chemokine receptor binding; chemokine activity
Source: RefSeq, a predicted model, not a curated record
GCCAGAAGAAUAGAGGCUGAGACCAACCCAGAAACCUCCAGCUCUCACUCUGCAGCUCGCCGCCUCCUCAGCCUCUACCAUGAAGGUCUCUGCAGCACUUCUGUGCCUGCUGCUCACAGCAGCUGCCUUCAGCCCCCCGGUACUUGCUCAACCAGAGGGAGUUAAUUCCCCUAGGACCUGCUGCUAUGAAUUCAACAAUAAGAAGAUCCCAAUGCAGAGGCUGAAGAGCUAUAGUAGAGUGAACACCAACUGUCCUAAAGAAGCUGUGAUCUUCAAGACAAAAUUGGACAAGCAGGUCUGUGCUGACCCCAAGCAGAAGUGGGUCCAGGACUACAUUGCCUACCUGGACAAGAAAAUGCAGACAACAACGCCUUUACCCCUCAGUACCCUAGCAACUGUAACUAAUGCAUCUAUCUCUAAUGUUUCCCUGGCACCCUCUGUUUAAUACAAUUUUCUGAGUAUGAACUUUGUUUAUUGAUAUGAACUAUAAGGUCUUAAAUAAUGUUAAUUUUAUUUAAGUUAUUGACGUUUUAAGUUUAUCUCUCAUGAAUACUGGUAAUUUUUAGAUACAGAGACUUAAGCAAAUUGCUUUCCCUCUGCGAACUUAGAUUUCAACUCUGGGAUGUCAUGACAGUUAUUGCAAGGAUCAUUCAUGCAGAUAUUUUUUGUUCUUGAAUACCAAAGCAUUGUUAAAAAUACUGUGGAAAUGAAUAUUGUGUAACUAUUGAAUAAAACAUAUAUUUUUGUAUAAAA